This is a messenger RNA of Closterium sp. Naga37s-1, 894 nucleotides long. NCBI's taxonomy places the organism in Eukaryota, Viridiplantae, Streptophyta, Zygnematophyceae, Desmidiales, Closteriaceae. The record is from the annotation of a GenBank genome assembly.
AUGGCUGGCCCGAUUCCCUUCACAUACGCGCAAGUGGAAGAAAUGACGAGAAAUUUCGAUAUCGAGGGAUUUCUCGGCGAGGGUGGGUUCGGAUCGGUUUUCAAAGGUUACCUUCCCACACGGAGCGGCCGGCGAAUCCCGGUCGCCGUAAAAGUGCUUGACACGUGCGGGCAUCAGGGGGAGCGGGAGUGGUUGACGGAGGUUAGCUUUCUCGGGCUCCUGGAACACCCUAAUCUGGUUUGUCUGAUUGGAUAUUGCGCCGAGGAGGAUCAACGGCUGCUAGUGUACGAGUUCCUUCCACGCGGUUCGCUCGAGUUUUUGCUUUUCGGGGAGGAUGCGCUGGCAAAUCCACUGACGUGGCACCAACGGUUGAAGAUCGCGUACGGCGCGGCAGCAGGAUUGGCGUAUCUGCAUGAGGAGGCGGAGCAUCAAGUCAUCUAUCGCGAUUUCAAGACGUCAAAUAUUCUAUUAACGAAUGAUCUCGAAGUGAAGUUAUCGGAUUUUGGAAUGGCGAGGGAAGGGCCUGACGGGGAGAAGACUCACGUAUCGACACGAGUGGUGGGGACUGGGCUGAUGACGGGAAGGCUGGCGCUGGACAAAGAAAGACCACGCGAGGAGCAGAGCCUGGUCGAGUGGGCCUCCCCCUUCCUCUCCGCACCAUCCACGCUGUACCGCAUAAUGGACCCAGUACUCCGCGGUCGGUACUCCGCUCGAGGCGCACAAAUGGUCGCGGCGAUCGUCAAAGAGUGCCUGCAGAAGAAAGCCAAGCGCCGCCCGAAAAUGUCCGAGGUGGUUGCUGCGCUGCGCCCAGUAGCCCGUGGCGUGCGGGAAGGCCAAGGAGUUUGCCAGGUGUUUGAUGUAGCAACACCAAGGGGAACCUUUCCCACUGGUUAG